This is a messenger RNA of Aspergillus alliaceus, 2536 nucleotides long. Its product is annotated as MDR family MFS transporter. The transcript has 5 exons. Bases 293 to 2155 code for a protein of 620 amino acids. Gene Ontology annotation, cellular component: membrane. Lineage: Eukaryota; Fungi; Ascomycota; Eurotiomycetes; Eurotiales; Aspergillaceae. The record is from RefSeq and is a predicted model, not a curated record. Gene Ontology annotation, biological process: transmembrane transport. Gene Ontology annotation, molecular function: transmembrane transporter activity.
CUCGACCACACCCUCUUUCUUUGGUUGGCUGAUUCAUGCCAAACGGUCUUCGAGUGGAAAACCGUCGGAGAAUUUUUCUUUUUUCCAUCUGUGUUCUGUGGCGUUUUCUUCCACUCGUUCUUCAAUGUCGAUCGUUUCUUACUCUGCCUGAGUCACUCGGUCUUUAAGUCUUUAAUGUCGGCUCUGCCCGCCGAGACAGACAGGAAACAUUCUUGAUCCCUCAUUACGGUCAAAUUCUUGCCUGUGUCAAAUUUCAUCUCAUACAGGCCCUGCAUUCUUGUGCUUUCCAAGAAUGAUGGCGCAUCAAUAUGCCCCAGACAGCCGGGAUCAACUCGAUCCCCAUGCGCCCAGUAAUGGUCAGAUUGUGACGGGAGAUAAAAUAGCUUCGGGAGAGUUGGAUUCUAGCUCGGCCAACUCCGAUACCCCAAAUCAUCCUCAUCAAUCCGCAGAAGAACAGCAUUCAGUUGAGCCGAACGGUGAUGGAGUGGAAAAAGUCACAACUGGCACUUCGCUGGGUCGGGUGUCUUCCCAGGCGCAGAAGCUGGGAAAGAAAAAAAUUGUUGUUGUCAUGGCGGCACUUUGUUUGGUCCUGUUCUUGGCAGCUUUGGAUAUGACAAUCAUCUCCACCGCCUUACCAACCAUGGCUUCUCAUUUCAAGGCCUCGGAAAGUGGAUACUCAUGGAUGGCAUCGUCAUAUAUGCUCGCCAAUGCCGCCGCUGUUCCCCUCUGGGGCAAGAUUAGUGACAUCUGGGGUAGAAAGCGAAUCUUGUUGCUUGCCAACUUCGUUUUCCUCGUAGGUAGCUUGAUCUGCGCUCUAGCUAUCAACCUACCAAUGAUUCUGGUGGGAAGAGCGAUCCAAGGUGUCGGUGGCGGCGGCAUCAUCGUGUUGGUCAAUAUCAGUGUCUCCGAUCUAUUCAGUGUCCGCGAACGGCCGAUGUAUUAUGGUCUUUUUGGAUCCACAUGGGCAAUCGCAGGCGCUCUUGGUCCCAUCAUCGGAGGCGCCUUCACUACUAAUGUCACUUGGCGGUGGUGUUUCUAUAUAAAUUUACCUAUCGGAGGGGCUUCCUUUGUAAUUCUCCUUCUUUUCCUGAAGAUCGAGGCCGAGAAGACACCGCUUCUAGCCGGUCUAAAAGCUAUUGAUUGGACGGGUAUCAUUCUAAUUAUGGGAGGAACACUCAUGUUUUUGUUCGGCCUGGAAUACGGUGGCAUCACUUACCCUUGGGACUCUGCUACUGUUAUCUGUCUCAUCGUCUUCGGAGUAGUGACGUGGGCUAUUGCCAUGGUGGUUGAAUGGAAAGUCGCCAAGUAUCCCGUUAUACCGAUCCGUCUCUUCACAAACUGGCACAAUGUCCUAGUGCUUCUAGUCUGCUUCUGCCACAGUUUCGUCUUCAUCGCCGGCUCUUACUACCUCCCGCUAUAUUUCCAAACCGUCCUCCUCGCAAAUCCCAUCAUGAGCGGUGUCUAUGUCCUCCCCAACGUUCUCAGUCUCUCCCUUACGUCCGCAUGUACUGGCUUCAUCAUUAAAAAGACUGGCCGCUACCGUGAGCUAAUCAUGGGAGGGCUAUUCUUCAUGGCUCUCGGUUAUGGGCUCCUUAUUGACCUGAAAUAUUACGCAUCCUGGCCUCGCAUCAUCAUUUAUCAGCUGAUCGCCGGCUUCGGCUCCGGCCCCGUCUUCCAAGCGCCCCUUGUUGCCCUUCAAGCGAACAUCCACCCUGCCGAUGUCGCCGCUGGAACCUCGACGUUCGGCUUCCUUCGCCAGACUUCUGCCGCCAUGUCCAUCGUCCUCGGUACUGUUGUGUAUCAAAAUGUCCUCAAACAACAAAUGCCUCAGAUCACCGCCGCAAUCGGACCUGAAAAGGCCUCGGCGCUUUCGUCGUCCUUCUCCGGCUCACAAGGUAAACUCAUCAAAGCGCUGUCCGAUGCUCAGCAAACCGUCGUCCUGAAAUCGUACACCUUCACUCUGAGCCGCAUGUGGAUCUUCUACACGGCCAUCAUCGGCUUUGGGCUGCUGAUCAGUCUUCUUAUUCGGCCCGUCGUACUCAGCAAGGCGCACAAGUUCACCAAGACUGGUCUAGCAGAGCAAGAGCGCGCGAGACAAGAAAUCCUAGCCGCUCAGAGAGGCGAGGCCCAGCCCGGGUCCAAGGAGACAGUAUAACUACGUUUCCCAUCUCUCCCUCCCUUCAUUCCCUUAUAUUCUAUUCACACUACAUUCUACACGCAUAAUAGACCCUUUUUGCAUUCCCCCCGGAAAAGAUCGUCGCCACCUAUACUCCUGAUGAUCAAAUUAAUAAUACUCACUGGUGGGUAUAAUGAGCACGGAGCCAUGUAAAAGUUCAAGUUCCUGUUUUUGCUUUGCUUUUUUGAAAUAUUUUAAUCGCCCCGCUAUACCCCCACCCCCACACUAGGAUCUACGGAGUUAUCAAAACCGCGUGCAUAUUAAGAUAAGAUCAUGAGUAAAUAGUACAUUACAUACAGAUCUCUUAAUAAGAGGUUGUAAAGAAGACAUCGCUUACUGGAUAUCUGGGUUCUUUUUUUG